Brassica rapa (field mustard) is the source of this 4094-nucleotide messenger RNA. Its product is annotated as receptor like protein 26. Lineage: Eukaryota; Viridiplantae; Streptophyta; Magnoliopsida; Brassicales; Brassicaceae. The record is from RefSeq and is a predicted model, not a curated record. Gene Ontology annotation, molecular function: protein binding.
GACGAUUGUCUAACUUUUAAGAGCAUCAUUUUCAAGUUAACAACUAGUUUUGCUAGAGGAUAAUUUAAAUUAUUAAAGGCAUUCACAAAUUAUAACUUAAAAAAACUUUAUAUAACUGAUUAUUCUUCAUUUGUGAUUGCCACAAAAUAAUAUAUAUAGAAUUCUAUUUAAAUGUCAUAUAUAUAUAUACAUAAACUCUAUUUUCUCUUAAUUGUUUCCUUGCGAGGCCAACCAAAACGAAUCUGAAGAGGAAGAGGAUGUGGUUUAGCAUGUUGAAUGUACCGGUUGAUUAAGUUCAUAGAAAUUGUGUUACAAAAAAAACAAGGAGAUUAAAAAGUUCAUAGAAAAGCAUGCCAAUUAUACCAUACUUGUCCAUCCUUUCUUAAACAUUUUGUAAUCCUUGAUCAUUAAUAAAAUAAUUAUAGUUGGCAAAAAAAAAGCAUGCCAAUUAAGAUACAUCAAAAUAUCAAAUACAAUAUGUACGUUUGAAAAUCUUAUUAAAAUGAAAAUCUUAGUUAAUUGAAUUGUUUUUUUUUUGGACCAAAAAGAAAAAUCUUAGUUAAUUGAAUAGUUUUUUUUUUUGAACCCAAAAAGAUAUUUUUUUAUUUUCCCUGAGUAGUACUUAUUGCAAGAAAUGAAAAAAUAAAUGUAAAAGUUAUAGGGGUUAGUGAGGUAAUCGAACCCAAGACUUGUGGGUCAAAUUGUGCAAUUUCAAAAAACUUUUUCGUAACAGAGAGCAAGCCGUAAAAAUCUAAUUUAUAACUUUUAUUGAGUCAAUUGGACCCCACAUCAAGUGGGUCCCUCCUAACUGUCACUAACCGUCACCUUCUUCCUUCUUCCUUCUUCUUUUACCAGUGUUCACUAUAUAUAUACUACGAGCUCUCUUGUUUAUUCGUUUUAACAAACUCUCCAAAAUGAAGCUGCUCUACUUCUCUUCUCUCUCGCUACUCUUUCUUCUGAUCAGCAUCGCUCUAGCUUCGCCGAGUAUGUCUUCCUCUAGCUCUACCGCUUCUGAGACGAACAGGUAUGUUAUCCAAAACUUGAAUCGGAAACUCGGAGUCGAUUAGUAAUGGAGAAACUACUGUGUCUAGGCGGAGUUGAUUGGGAACGUAUCACGAUUAUCGUUGUUUGACCAUGGAUUUGCAGAAUAAACGAUUAGCGUAGAGGAAAGUACUAUCCAUCGAAUCGAUUAGGAAUAAACUGUGUAGACGGAACCGAUUCUCGUAACGUAUCGCCAUUAUCGUUGUUUGACCAUGGAUUUGCAGAAUAAAUGUAGAAUAAUUGAUCUCAGGUUACUUAGGUUUCAAGUAUGUCUUAGAUCUAGGUUUAAACUGAAAGUAAAGUAAUGACACAAUCAAUUUAACGAGUUCCCGGCCCUCGGCACGGUACGUCUCGUGGGAGAACUUCAGCUCCCAAACUUCACUAGAUCAAAGAGACUCUAGCACUACCAAAUCAGUGUGUGCUAGAUAGUUUGUUUACAAAGAACCAAAUACUCCAAGCUAGAGAAUACAACAAAGCCCUUACAUAAUAGACUUAGGCCUAAGCUAUGUAUCUUGUAUUGUUGUCUCCUUCCUCUUGCUUAUUGACUGAUUGACUUGAUUCUUCUUGCCGUAAACGUUCUCUGUUUCCUUAUUGCUGCUUAACCUAAUCAACACACUAAUCAUACAAUAUAUACGAUGUGUGUGACAAGGUACAAGCACUGGAGUGGGCCUGCGUAAGACUUGGCCCACUUGAUAGGUGUUGCAGCUGGGCCAUCUCCAUUUGCUGAAGCCCAAAACUCAACAAAUCUCCACCGUUUUGGGUGAAGCCCAAGACCCGGCUCGCGACUCCUUUGUCAGCAACCCUAGCUGUCUCUUUGUCCGAAAAUGAAAAAAUCAUUUCGACUUCCUCACUCUCUUUCUAGCGUCUCUGUCUCUCUCUCUCUCUCUCGCUGUUUCCUCUCGAUCCCUUGUCGUCGUGAGUACUUGAAGCUCCACCGAGCUCCGCUGCGGGAGAUCUGACCAGCUUCACCAAGACGGUGUCGCUUCUCCUUCUUUCCAACCUCAGGUACAUCUAAUCUCUCUCUUAUUGUUGAAGAGACUAGGAUCAUCUGCAAGGAAGGGAAGACCUUAUACUUAGCGCUUAGCUAACCUUUCUCUUUGUUGCAUGUCUCUUCCGGUGAGCGUUUCACCUACUCCGAUAUGCAUGUUGCUCCGCCGUGAGUGUCAUCAUCACUCUCCACCACUCUCAUGAGCUCAAGUAAGAACCUUUCCCUGGACCAUUGCCUUUCAUAUGUUUUAAUCUUCGCAGAUUUGACUCCUUGUGGUGUUGUAGGGCCGAUUCAACUCUGUGAAGAGUCAACUGGGUUCAGGCUUUACACCGAGGCCUUAACAUACUUCAUUGAUCUUUGAUAAGCCGUAAGAAAUACUCGUUCUUCUCAUAACGUUCUCUAGGUCGUUACUCACAUGUAUCUCUUCUCGCUUGAUAUAGGUUUUACUGUCAUUGUGGUGUCUCACGUCCAUGUGAUUACUUGAACAUUUGAUGUUACUCAACUCUGUCUCAAGUCUCCGCUUGCAUCGAACCCGUGACUGUUCGAUGUUAGCAUAUCCUCCACCUGAACCGAGAUCUCUUCUCGAUUCUGUUUCUGCUCCAGGUAACUCCUUUCCUUCUUCACGGUUCUUUAUGUUGUCCUUUUGAUUAUCUUUUUACAUCACCACUAACUGAGUUUGCUAUUUGUGGGAUGCGAGGAUGGAAUCAUGACAUUGGAGUUACCUGGUGCCCUACCUGUCCGAUCAGAGGACGUUCAAAAGUUCACAGCAAAGCUGGAACUUCUGGCCAGCGUUCUUACCACACUACCAAACGAAGGUUUGUUUUCUUUUUAUGCAUGAAGAAUACAUUGAACAGUAUCAAUGGUAACUAUUUUCACUCUUUUGCAGUUGAGGCUAUGGUGUCACUCAAAAGAUCCCUAGCUAUACCAGAAAGACUUGGCUGGGAGUCAGAUCCAUGUACUCCUUCCAGCUGGGAAGGAGUGACAUGUAUCACUAAUCCAAUUGGUGAAGGCUUCGUAAUCUACGAAAUUGACCUUGCAGACAAAGGACUCAAAGGAUAUAUCAGUGGAAUGAUUACGCUAUUGCAAAACUUGAAUUCCCUGGACCUGUCAGACAACCAUCUUAGUGGAACAAUACAUUCAAAGAUAUCUUCAGCAAGACUAGAGCUGUUGAAUCUGAGUAAAAACCAGUUCACUGGAUGGUUCCCGAAUGAGCUAUAUUCAAUUUUAUAUCGUGGGGGUAUAUUAGACGUCUCUGGAAACAAGGGUUUAUGUGGCGUUGGAAUACCAAGUCUUCCUCAGUGUUCACUGUGGACAAUGGUUCUCCAUAGCAAACUGUUUGCAGCUGCUGUACUGAUUCUAAUUGGGCUAGUCGCCAGUACCUUGAAGCUGAAAAUAGCUGAAUAUGAUGCAAAUAACCCAAACUUUCUAUUGGUGGUUUCCUAUGGUGUGUUCCGUAUGCGAGUAGCAUUUUAUAUCUCCUUAUUCCACUUCCUGAGGGUUGUGCUGCUAUACACCAUCUCAGACUUUAGCGUGGAUGACAGCUACGUCCUCUUGCGUUUGACAGCGUCAGAGCAGAUUCUCUUCGUCUUAUGCGGUGUUUGUGUUAUUGUGGCCGCACUAAGGGGUACAUGGGGACAAGCAAAAAGCUACUUUAUGUCUGUCAUUCUCUGCUUCUGCCUUUUCUCAAUGCAGCUCUCUGCAGCUGCAUCUAAGGCGAUCUAUAACAGACCAUGGCUUAUGAACCUGGAAAGGCUUUGGGUUGUCAUCAACUACAGCGUUCUCGUUUGUUUCUAUCAUAUGAGCGAGUCGUUUGAUCUGAAAGGCUAUUUGAUUGCCAGGAUCGGAAUUCCUCUGCUACAAGCUAUGCGUUCGAUUAGUUUGAUGCAUUACACUUACCUGAUGCUAGCUUUUUGCUAUCUGGUCAGCGCUAUCAUGGCAUAUUAGAGAACUUUUACUUUCAUGAGUUUUAUUGAUUUUCGGUUGGAUACUCGAAUGUUUUUUUUUUUUUGUCAAAGGAUACCUAUAUCUCUAUUUCAUUUGGUUAUUGAUUGCAAGUUUGCAACUG